This is a messenger RNA of Nymphaea colorata (pocket water lily), 1424 nucleotides long. RefSeq lists its product as uncharacterized. The transcript has 5 exons. The coding region runs from base 204 to 977 and encodes 257 amino acids. Gene Ontology annotation, biological process: cellular response to oxidative stress. Lineage: Eukaryota; Viridiplantae; Streptophyta; Magnoliopsida; Nymphaeales; Nymphaeaceae. Gene Ontology annotation, cellular component: cytoplasm. Gene Ontology annotation, molecular function: peptide-methionine (S)-S-oxide reductase activity. The record is from RefSeq and is a predicted model, not a curated record.
UCAAAAACGGGUCUUUCCCCUCCCAGCAUCCUCGAAAACCGGCACGUCCUCUAAAGUCGGCAGACACGUACAUACAGCAUAACCCUUCUCUAUAAAAACAAACUGAAGGCGUCUCAUGCCAAUCUGAGACUGCCUCCCCUGAAGAUUAAAAAGGAAAUGCAAGCACCCACAAAAGAUUCAGAAUCUUUCGUAGCUUCCAGAUUAUGUAUGUGCUGCUGUCUCAUCAGAAAAAUGAGAAAGCAAAUCUUGAUCAAAAGAAGACCAGUUGCUCUUCUCUGUGCAUCCCACCGGAGUAUCUGGAAGAAGCAAUAUUUGCAGGAGAUAUUUCUUUUGGAAGCUUUUGGGGAGUUGAGGCAGCAUUUGGCCGCGUGAAGGGAGUUGCCAAGACAUCAACUGGUUAUUAUGGAGGCAACCUGAGGAAGCCUACCCACAGAGAAGUGCAAAAUGUCUCUAACGUAAUGACAGGCCACACGGAAGCUGUCAAGGUGGUCUAUGAUAAGCGAAUUGUCUCGUUCACAUCUCUCUGUGAGGUCUUCUGGGACACCCAUGACCCCACAGAUAAGGAAUUUCUGCAAUUUGGCGUGAAAACCCAUCUGAGGUCUACCAUCUUUUACGUGAAUCAAGAGCAGAGGAGGGAAGCCCUGAGAUCGAAGGUCAGACGACAGAUGAAACUCAACAGGAGGAUAGUUACUGUGAUCCUUCCCAGUUACACUUCAGAAUUCUUUCUUGCAGAAAAUUGCCAUCAGAAAUAUUACUUGCAGAAGAACCACAUUUGGCUUUGUGAGUCUCUCAACCUAAGAAGCACAGAACAGUUUGCAGCUUCACAUGCUGCCUGCAAACUCAAUGGGCUCUUGGGCGGUGAAUGCAAUGACAGUAAUAAGAAAAAUAAAGAGGAGCUGAGAAGGUUCAUAGAUGGUAAUGAAUUUUCGAGGAACACGACGGAGAUUUUGGAGGGCAUUCUUCAAAACUGGAGCUGACAGAUAAGUGACCCCUGUAGUGUGAUUUGGACCGUGUCAUGAAUUCAAGUACUUCACGAAUCCACGAUGGUGGUGGCAAGUAACCAUGUCUUCAGAACAAAACCAAAAGCUGACGUUGAAUGAUCUCCAGCAUUGGCUUGUCUUUAUCAAUAGGUGAAAAAUAAUAAAAACGAAGGAUCUCGUAGAUCAAAAUUCCAAUCAGCAGAAGCAGACAAGGCACAUGGUCUCCUGGCAAAUGGAUUUGAUUUCUUAUCCCAAAAAUUCAACUUAAUCCCUGAAGUGAGCCUGCGUAUUCACACUCAGACCCAAUUUACUUGCAAUUUUGUGUGUGGUCGAGAUCGACACGCCUGUAUAUGAUCCUUGAAUCUGCAGAUUAAAUUUGCUUGCAUUUAACGGAUGCUAAUGCAACCUUUUUGCGCCUUUCCCGUCAAUCUGAAAUUAUAUAGU